GGUGGGCCGACAUUGCACACGAAUGACACCGGUGCUCAUUGAUGCUUACCGGUAUGUUGGAUUGAGGGGAAGGAUAAUGUUUGCCUAAUUCAUGAACGGGUUAGACGUCGAUGAGGAGAGAGUUGACGAUGUAAGACUGACACGUUCGGGAUCACGUAGGAUCCCGCACGUGUUUCAGGCCCUAGAACCGGGAGAAGAAAGACGGCUUCGUGCCGAACACAGAGCCCGUGCACUAGCAGCAACUAGAGAAGCAGCAAACGCCGCAGCUAGGGAACAGGCUGCAGCAGCAGCCAGGGCAGCAGCCAUGACUAGCAUAGCAGCAUCCUCUGCUGCGUUGUCUGGGACCGAUGGGACCCAGUUGGGAAUGCCAACAGGGUCCACGAGUACUUCCAGUUCGUUAGGUUCUCGUCGGUCUACAAGUCAAAUGGCGGGCUCGCAGUUCAGCCCGUUGACUCCUCGCGAAAGGGAGCUCAGAGAGCUCCAACAGGUCAAGAGGAUCCGUGAACAAUUAGAGAGGGAACUGAAGCAAGCAACCGAUAGGGAAAGAGAGAUUAAAAAUAGAGCAGCCAGGCUUGAUAUGUUAGAGGCAGACAAAGCUGAGUUAGAGGGAUUGGAUGAGUCAGGACUAUCUGACCAAAUGAAAGUGUUGAAAAACAACAUGCUAUCGCUGCAUGCGCACGUGGACAGCAGGUUGGACUUCAUGCAGAACACUUUGGACCAGAUCCUGGACAUUUUGCAAAGGCCAGGAUAUAGGCCACCAACACAGUCGCCGUUGCCGUUGACGGCGAUGUCUGGCCCCUUUCCAGCUCAAGCUGGCACACAACCAAGUGGCACGUCUGCAGCAGUUGCACAGACUGUUGCUUCUUCUUCUUCGGGUCCAGCGGUGGGAGCUACACCACCGCAACAACCUGUUCCUCAACAGGGACAGCCACAAGGUCAAUGGUACUCUAAGACCCCAAUGAAACCGCCUCUUGCCUUCUCAGGCGAGAGGAAGGACGAAGAACUCAACACUUGGUUGAGAACAGUUCCAGUUUGGAUGAAGGCGAAGAGGACCUUGCCAGAGGACAAAGUGGUUACUGUUGCAUCUUACCUCGAGGGUAAGGCAGCCAAAUGGCUAGAUGGUAUAGUUGCAAAGGCCGGGUAUGGACGACGUAUGGCGGAUUGGGCUAAUUCUGUUACGUUAGACCAGUUCUUUGAGAUGGUAGAAGCUUGCUGGCACAAUCCUCAGCAGGCACAGAUAGCCACUGAUGCGAUCAACAGACUAGAUCAAAGAAAGUUUAAGUCGGUCAGAGAGCUUACGACUACCAUAGAGAGCCUCAUUGUCGUUCCAGGCAUCAACUACAGUGACCAGUUCCUGUUGACUACGUUUGUUAGAUGUCUUCCAGAGAACCUCAGGAACUUGCUGGCCAGCGAGGCUCGCCUCGAGUACCAUUCGUUUGAGACAUUGUCUAGAAAAGCCUUAGACUUAGAGGCUACACUAGGAAAUGCUCAACCCUCUCAGAGUGAUGCGAGGAAGAAGAAGAGUCCGCAGGAAUGGAAGAAGAAGGGGGCGAAGUUGAUGAUGGUUGAGUCCGAUGGGACUCGAACAGAGAUUGAUGAGCUCAUAGACCUGCUGGACGGUGCAGAGUACGACGGCGAGGAUACCGUUGAGAGUAGCACCCCCGCCGCAGUAGUUAAAGCUAAGGCUGGUGGCCGAGUGAAGGGCCAACCAAAGAGUCAAGGGAAGGCCGCCUCCAAUCAGACCAAAGUGGCUGAUUGGGUCAAGGCAGAUAAGUUUGUCGUGGUUUACCUUGACGACAUUCUAAUCUUUAGUAAGUCUGCCGAGGAGCAUGCACAACACGUUGAGACUGUACUUUCACUCCUGCGACAGCACAAGUAUAAGGUCAACCUAGAGAAGUGUGAGUUUGGUCGCACUAAGAUAUUAUACUUGGGUCAUGAAGUAUCCGCGGAGGGAAUUAGGCCGGAAGAUGCGAAGGUGGCUAGUAUUCGAGACUGGCCACGACCUCAGACUGUCACUGAGGUCAAAUCUUUCUUAGGAAUGUGCGGCUACUAUAGGAACUUCGUGAAGAACUAUUCUACAGUCGCCUCUCCUUUGACAGAUCUAACUCGACUUGAUACGCCGUGGGACUGGAGUGAUGAGUGCGAGGGUGCUUUCAAGCGAUUAAAGCAUGCACUCAUGAAUCAUGAAGUUCUCAUGGUUCCCGAUCCUCAGAAGCCGUUCAUAGUGACCACUGACGCAAGCCAAUACGGCAUUGGCGCAGUGCUGGCUCAGCAGGAUGGGAAGAAGUUGAGACCGAUUGAGUACAUGAGCAAGAAAAUGCCAUCGAAGAAAUUGGCAAAGUCCACCUACGAAAGGGAACUCUAUGCUCUCUAUAAGGCACUUGUCCAUUGGAGACACUUCCUGUUGGGACGGUUCUUCUACUUGAGAACUGACCAUCAGACGCUCAAAUGGAUCAAGACUCAACCGGCUCUUUCCGAUGCACUCAAGCGCUGGAUUGAGGUCAUAGAUCAAUAUGACUUCAAGCUUGAGUAUCUGAAGGGAGAGUACAACAAGGUUGCGGAUGCGCUAUCUCGUAGAGCAGACUACCUAGGGGCGCUAGUUUCUGAGUUUGGUGUAUCUCAGGAAGUAACUCAAUCGUUGGUGGGAGCCUAUCAGGAAGACCCUGUCAUUAUGGACAUCAUGCGCAAACUUCAGGCAAAAGACAAGGCCACAGAAAGUGAGUUUGUGAUGGUGGAUGAGUUACUCUUUCUUGAUAAGGCCGGGUGUAAAAGAGCUGAUGGAGCGGGGGGAGGCAGUGGCAGGAGCUGCUACAACUGUGGGCAAGAGGGGCACUAUGCCCGCGAUUGCCCAGUAGGAAGAAGCCAGGGCCCUCCACCACUGCAACCGUCACCAUCGAUUCAGCUGCAGGGUCAAAGUCAACAGCUGGCCCAGCAACAGCAGCAGCAGGGAGCGUUUGUCAACAACACAAGGUAUUGGCAGAACAGAAGGGAACUAGAGGAAGACAUGAAGACAAUGAAGGAAUGGUUCAAGGCAAAGAUGCAACGGGAGCAAGAAAAGAUGGAAAAGAAGAGGGAGGAUGAGGAGAGAGCAAGGAAGCUAGAAGAACAAAGGAGAAGACAGCAGGAAAAGGAGCGGAGGCAGACCGAGCUGAGACGACUCAACGAAGAAGCGGAAAUGAGAAUCAUGGCGACAGUGGCGAGGGAGCUGCAACAAUUUCGCACGGAUGUGAGUAAUGAGAUACAGGCUACGCUGGCUGCCAGGGGCAAAGCACCGAUGGAGAAGGGGAAGGGGAGGACCAAGGAGAACGAAGAAAGGAUAACGGAGGAAUUGCUUAAGUAUCUGCAGGGGGACAACGCGGAGAGUUCACGGGAUGGAGAGGAGCGAGGAAGAUGGCAGUUUACACGGGCGAACCGAGGAAAACAUACGGGAAGGCGGCUUUAUUCUCCAGACGAUACGGAUAAUGGAGGGGAGGUCACACCCAAAUCAAGCAGGAAAGGUCAAGUUGGUAAAGCGAAAAGCAUGGAGAAGAAGGUACCGGCGACAUGCAGCAGGAUGGGAGUAAACGAGUAUGUACUAAAUGUCCAGAAGAAGUUGGGGGAGAUGACAGCCCAAGAGAUCAAGCGACGCUGCCAGCAGGAGGGACUGGACUACGUCAACAAAGAGCAGGGAGUGAGAGAACUGGUCCGAGUAAUGACAAGGAUGGUGUAUGAAGGUUGGCUGGGGGACGAAGGUGAAGGGGACGACGCCACAGGGGAGGAGGAGCAGGAGGGGUUCAAUUGUGGGGAUAGUGAGACGGAGUGAUGGUGGCAGCCCUCGGAUAGGGAAGUAUGGGACGACAUGGCGAGACUGCUCAGGUUGAGAAGUGAGAUCUGGGGGCUCACCGGUUUUGCGAAGUUGCGACUGAUGGUGGAUAAAGCACUUACUUCGUG
Messenger RNA from Chara braunii, 3930 nucleotides. NCBI's taxonomy places the organism in Eukaryota, Viridiplantae, Streptophyta, Charophyceae, Charales, Characeae. The record is from the annotation of a GenBank genome assembly.